Molecule: messenger RNA, 951 nt
Organism: Sphaeroforma arctica JP610
Lineage: Eukaryota; Ichthyosporea; Ichthyophonida
Exons: 1
Coding region: 1-951 (316 amino acids)
Source: RefSeq, a predicted model, not a curated record
AUGAUCUCCCACGCUUCCGCCAUGAGCGUGACUUAUACCUCGAGGAGCGCGAAGAGGCCCGUUUCGAACAAAUCCAAGCCCAAGAACAGUCUACUGCCUCCCCUGAUGCUUACAUCCAAACCGCUCACACUGCCCUCCGCAAAGCCCAUGCCCUCGCUGAAGCCGACAAUCAACGCUUGCGCACCGAUCGCGACGCACCCCGUGCAAGCCUCACCCAACAGCAGCACGAACAUUCCCAACUCUUACAGGAAGCACUCGCAGAGAACGAAGACCUCACCACUGCCGCCACUCAGCUCCACGACGAAACAACUCCAGGUUGCUCAGAGCAAGAUUCGCAAGCUCGAACAACGCAUCCCAUCCGCCGCACCUCGGUCUCACCCAGCUUCCCCACUCCUAAUACCGAACAUCCCUAACAGUCGUGCCACCACUGGCAAAGCUCUUAAAUAUUCGAGCAACAACCCGGCUACGAAGCUUACCGAGGACUACAAUUUCCCCAAUUGGCAUCGUCAACUCAUACACAUCCUUAAGUAUGGCGUUCUCCACACUCUUCAACCUGCCUCCACUGCCGACUACUCCGAGAAAACCGUCGGCACCACCUUCUUAUUCAAGUCACUCGGCAGCGGCCUCCCAGAACAGUAUGGCACCUACCUCGACCAAGACCCUCAUGUAUUCUAUCGCCGCCUUUGCAACGACGUCAACUCCAUCACUAUCGGUCGUAUAUGGGAGCUUCUUGUCCAACUUGUAACCCUCCCCAAGCAACCAUUCCUCGACGACAGCAUCGCCAAAGUCCACCUACUUCGCGACCAACUCAAAGGCCUCCAUGCCGACACUCCUGAGUUCUAUCACAUCUGCAGUCUACUUCAACCCCUCCAUGACGGCUUUGACAUCGUUGCCCAAGACGUCAUGGGUGCUACCGACCACACAUACACCCCGCUAUCGUCACUAAGAUGA